CAUUCUACUGUAUUUAAAUAUAUGCAUCUUUUUGUGUUUAGAACGUGUAGGAGGGCAACAUGUUAAUAUGAAGAGCUGGUGAAAUGUUAUAAAGGGUUUUUUAUUUUGUGCAUCAGCUCUCACUUGAAAAGGCGUUGCUAGGAGACAGGGUGGUGGUGCUGAUGUCAGAAUUUAGAUGCAUACUUGUUAUAUAUUUUUUCUAUAAAUAAUUAAUCUUAUUAUUGAAACUGCAGCCAAUGAUAAAUGUCUUUCAAAUUUCGUGUUAAAUGUUUUUUACUGUCGUUUUGUGGGAGACAGGACUGGGAGACACAUCAAAAGGCAAGAUUACAGCAUUUCUUGUCAGACCUGGCAAUAUUAGGAUCCUUACAGGGUUUCUAUUAUUUUCAGCCCUGGCUGAGGGGGAAAGAGGAACUGGUGCUGACUAUUGUCAAUGAAGAUCUGAGAUGGCCUUCUCCUGGUUUUCCUGCAUCAGUUGCAUCAUCUUGCACCAGUCCCACUUGCAGUAGCACUUUCAGUCUGGACAGUGACUAUGCCAGCUCUCCAUUACCUGGUGAAAGUCCACAACACAGACCUCAGUCUUUUCAGGCCUCUCAACAGCAGCCUAGCAGGAGUAAUGACUUGCCUCUUCUCCCAGCUUCACCCAGUGAGAGGGAGAGCUCUGUGCCAGAAAUUAAUCGCACCCUUUUCCUGUUGGCUGGCUAUGCUAAAUACGGGCAGCCAUAUGCAUGGAUACGAUCCAAUCAUGAACGUUUGAUGAAUAUUAGAGGUGCUGAUUCAACGGCCAAAGAUACACCAAUGAAACUCAAAUCCAUCACAGACUGGGUUUUAACUUCUCAAGGAACACGGGUGUGGGAUGUGGUUAAUGAGUUGGUGGGUCUGUGCACCAUGCCACCUCCAGAUAAUCCUUUCUCAUUGGAUAUGUGCUACCUCCAUACCCUUCCCCUCCCAGAGCGCUUCCUUGCCACUGGAGCCCUCCUUAACUUCUUGGAGAUGAUUGUGGUUCAGGGAAAUCGCAAGGAAACGUUCUAUGAUUUAGUUGUGGAAGAGAUCAAGUCCCUGAGACAACUCCAUUUUCAGAGUCUCACUGAACUCCUGAGAUGCCGUAAUAUCCAGAGGAGGAGCCUCUCAAAAAUGGAUUCUUCAGAGAAGCAGCAGUUUUUGUCAAACAGCCAUGACUCUGGAGAUAACAACACCCACUUUGAACAGAAAGUAACAGUAGUAAGCUCUCAGAGGCAAGAACCAGAUAUUUAGAUGCAAAGAAGUCAGGUUUUAUUAUAUGAACUACAAUUAUGAAUUUUUAGUUUAGUUUAGUAAAAGUUCUAAAUGUGUAAGAAGUACUCUUUAUCUCACUGUAGAUUUAGAAACUCUUAGUUGCAUAGGUAUUGUACAGUCAUCCUAUUGUAUUUUAUUAACUUUACUCAGGACUUCUACUUCAGAUAUUAAUAUAUAGUAAACAUUUUUAUUGCAAAUGUUUGCUGUUGGUUUAAUUAUUGUAAUUGCUUUAUUGUCAAUCUGAGGCUGCUGACAGCCCUGGAUAAAAUGUAUACUAAAGUUGAUUAAGCCUGUGUUUGCCAACAUUGUGGGGAUUUUCAGUUGGUUUUAUGAGGGCAUAAGCCCUUCACUGUAUAUGACAACUUUCUUGGUUAGCAUGUUUGUCUUGCACUGCCAGGGUUGGGGGUAAGCGUCCUGUCUCCGCCCUGUACAAGUGGAGUAUGCCUGUUCUCCCUGUGCUUUGGAAGUUUCCUGUGUGUACUUCAGAGGUACUGGGAAGGAAACCCCCCAGUCAUAUAUUGUGGGCUGAUUGGCAUCUCUAAAUUGUAUGUAGUGUGUGAAUGGGUGUGUGACUGUGCCUGUAAUGGGUUGGGACCCUGUCCAGGGUGUCCCCCGCCUUGUGCCCAGAGUCAUUUAGUAUAGACUCCAGGUUCCCCGUCACCCUGUAUAGAAUAAGCAGUACACUUAGGACACUGUACAUAAACACUCAAAUGAGACUGACUCAGGCCUCUAAUUCUCUAAGAUUUUUACAGCAAUUCCAGAAUAAGAAAAUCAGU
This is a messenger RNA of Hemibagrus wyckioides, 2048 nucleotides long. RefSeq lists its product as uncharacterized. The record is from RefSeq and is a predicted model, not a curated record. The transcript is spliced from 7 exons. The coding region runs from base 244 to 1251 and encodes 335 amino acids. NCBI's taxonomy places the organism in Eukaryota, Metazoa, Chordata, Actinopteri, Siluriformes, Bagridae.